Homo sapiens (human) is the source of this 1644-nucleotide messenger RNA. RefSeq names its product microfibril associated protein 2 (gene MFAP2). The coding region runs from base 675 to 1226 and encodes 183 amino acids. The record is from RefSeq and is a predicted model, not a curated record. Gene Ontology annotation, cellular component: extracellular matrix; microfibril. The transcript is spliced from 9 exons. NCBI's taxonomy places the organism in Eukaryota, Metazoa, Chordata, Mammalia, Primates, Hominidae. Gene Ontology annotation, biological process: positive regulation of cold-induced thermogenesis. Gene Ontology annotation, molecular function: fibrinogen binding; fibronectin binding.
GCAACUUGGUCUCACAGUGGCUUAGGCCAGGGUGGGAGCAGUGAACGGAGUCACAAAAGAAAUUUUUCAGGUAGCAUUCACGGGUGGGUGCUGGAUUAGAUGCAGGGCUAAGGGCAGGGGAGGAAGCCUGGGUAAUGGAAGGCUGCGGGGCCAAGGGGGGACUGGGAAUCCUGGAGGGCCAGGUCUGGGGGAGAGUUAGGAGGUCGUGAAUUUGGACUUGGAUGCUUGUUGAAGCUGAUGCAUCUUGAGGACAUUUGUGGGACACAUAGGCUGGGUCAGGGCUGAAAGAGGUGCUGGUUAUGGCCGGGGGCAGGGACUCAUGCCUGUAAUCCCAACAGCCCAGGAGGAUGAGACAGGAGGAAUGCUUGAGGCCAAAAUUUCGAGGCCGGAAGUUCCAGACGAGCCUGGGCAACACAGCAAGACCCUGUCUCUAGAAAAGGAAAGAAAGAACCGCUGGUUGUGGAAGCCAGCCAUGGCCCAGAGCUCAGCAGUGUAGGAGAGGAGGGUGCGGGCCUGAGAGAGGCAGCAGGCUUGGCUGGAGAGGCAGAAGGAAAACCAAGGCAGGAGAGUGUCCUGGAAGCUGGGAGAAGGCAGAGGGAGAUCGAGGCUUACUUUCUGGCUGAGGGGCCUAGGCUGUCCUCUCUGACACCACCCCGGCCUGCCUCUUUGUUGCCAUGAGAGCUGCCUACCUCUUCCUGCUAUUCCUGCCUGCAGGCUUGCUGGCUCAGGGCCAGUAUGACCUGGACCCGCUGCCGCCGUUCCCUGACCACGUCCAGUACACCCACUAUAGCGACCAGAUCGACAACCCAGACUACUAUGAUUAUCAAGAGGUGACUCCUCGGCCCUCCGAGGAACAGUUCCAGUUCCAGUCCCAGCAGCAAGUCCAACAGGAAGUCAUCCCAGCCCCAACCCCAGAACCAGGAAAUGCAGAGCUGGAGCCCACAGAGCCUGGGCCUCUUGACUGCCGUGAGGAACAGUACCCGUGCACCCGCCUCUACUCCAUACACAGGCCUUGCAAACAGUGUCUCAACGAGGUCUGCUUCUACAGCCUCCGCCGUGUGUACGUCAUUAACAAGGAGAUCUGUGUUCGUACAGUGUGUGCCCAUGAGGAGCUCCUCCGAGCUGACCUCUGUCGGGACAAGUUCUCCAAAUGUGGCGUGAUGGCCAGCAGCGGCCUGUGCCAAUCCGUGGCGGCCUCCUGUGCCAGGAGCUGUGGGAGCUGCUAGGGUGGUGCUGGCAUCCUGAGUCCUGGCCCUCCUGGGAUCUGGGGCCCUCGGGCCCUGCCUGACCUGGUGCUUUUUUCCCCAUCCCCAUGUUCCUUUUAUUCUGUAAAAAGUUAGUGGACUGCAGCCCUGGGGGUUGCAGGCUGCGGUGCCUCAGGCCCCUCCUUCAGCCUGUGGCCACCUCUGGGGCACAAUGGGGGCUCCCCACUGCCCAGUCUGCCCCUCGGGUUGGGGGAGUAUCCCAGGCCUCUCUGUGGGACCUGGGCCCCUGACGGGCCUUCUCAGCCCGUUUUGAGGACAGACAGUCCCCCGAGGUAGGCUACAUCCCCCCACCCCAGCUGGUCUGCUUGGAUUUCCUACAGCCCCCGUGGGCAUGGACCACCUUUAUUUUAUACAAAAUUAAAAACAAGUUUUUACAAAA